UUUCCACUAGAAAAGGCUGUACAGCUUCUAUCUGACACAUUCCUUCUAUAAAUACAGGCGCUGCUGGGACAUAGCUAAUCAUAAGAAGAAUGGGACAGAGAGACAUAGAUCUGAUACUAAUGGCAGCUGAGGGGCCCCUGAUCACAGCCAGACCUGGCUCUAAUGGGGGUGAGGAACCAGAACCUACUGGGGAUGAGGAGCGUUUGACUAUUGAAACCAGUAAUGAGGUUACUUCGGCCAAUGGACAUCGUAAAAAAUGUUGGGAACAAAUCAAGAACAAGCUGUACUUCAUAUGUUUAUGGAUUGUGAAGCAUUGGAGAAAAUGCCUCCUGAUUUUGGUUGGUGUUGUUGCUGUUUGUCUUACAGCUUAUUUUGUUUGGAAACUUUCAUCUAAUGCAACUGAUACAAAUGUUGUGAAUAAUUCACCUAAUGGGACAAAUAUAAAAGGUACAACGUCUCCUUCCACCACUGCUAAUUGGACCUUCUGCAAUAAAAAAGAGAUUGCUAAUUUUUUAAAAGAAAUGACUCACAACGACAGCUUACAAGAAUGCAACCGUAUUGGCGGCCGACUUCCCACUAAAGAUGAAAUUCAGAACAUGACUCAAUGCAUCAAACAUGGAGAAGAUUACCAUAUUCAACAGCAUUCCCCUAUACAAGAUGGGCAAUGUGAGUUUUACAACACGGACUCUAAAGAUCCUGUUAAUUUAGCCUGCGACACUACAAGAUUUCUUGUCUGCCUGAAGUAACUUGCAUCCUCUAGCCCGUUUUAGUCCUCACAGAAAUAUUAGAUGGCCGUUCGGGGUAUGAAAUCCAGACAGAGAAGAGGAAAUUACUUUUUACAUUUAAAGCACGAUUCACCUGCACCUUCUGGAAAUGACGGACUUAACUGAAACCAUAAUAAUCAUGUAAGAGUUCAAAUGGAAAACGAACUGGAACCAAUUAUAAAAGAUCUGGAUGACUUUAUAAUGAUGCAAAGGAAGAGACUCUUUCUCCUUGAAAAAGCCGCCAGGUUUUGGUGAAACAUACUUUGGAGAUUGUGGCACAAGGGAGGGGUUAUGUCACAGGGAGGGGUCCAUUGACCGUAGCGCAACACUUGGGACUGCAAUCUACAAAGUUGCAGAUGUGUGCCACAGCAUACUUAAUGGUCCCUGUGAAGUGUGUGUGACUACUUGUGUGCUGCUAACCUUGAGGGACAAUUAUUUAUGCCUUUUUAUUGUUUUUAAACUUAUUUAAGCCUAUUUACUACUACAAUUUUAUAGAUAAAUAUAUUUAAUUAUUUUUUAAACUGGAAGUACCUGCUAUUCUAAAUAAAAUAUUUAUAGAAGAUUUUCCUGUCAUUCAGUGGGAUUUAUUAAUAGAGAGUUACAUUACAGCUAUUGUAGCUAUACAAAGUGAGUACUGGACUAUUUAGGAUCACUAACAAGCAUUUUUAUAAUUAUGUCUGUUUACUUCUGCACAUGCACAUUCAUAUAGAUGUAUUGAUGAAUCAAUGUAUAAGUGUAUAGAAACAUUUUUCUAAUAAGCCUGGUAUCUUGUACCCUCUAUUUAAAGCUAAUGCUUGGGUAAAGGUACAUUCAAGGUUGUACAAAUACUUAGCCUUCCUUAUUCCCGUCUGUUUAUAUAAUUGUAUGUUUAUAUAAUGCUGAAUUACUGUUUUUGCGAUUCUUUGUUUUGUAUUCAGAUGCAAAUGUAAUGAUAUGGAACUUGUGUGUUUAAAUUAUAUUUUGGGGGUGUUGACCUCCUUUUAAUAAUUGACCAAUGAUAUCUCUUGAGUAGGUUUUUAAACUCUGCUGACACAUUGUGAGGUCUUGUGAAAUGUGUAAGACCAGUCAGCUUUUCAUGUCUUCUGUGCGCUCAUUUUAAUUUGACUUCCAAUAAAGGCUGUAUUUAUAUACAA
Molecule: messenger RNA, 1897 nt
Organism: Bombina bombina (fire-bellied toad)
Lineage: Eukaryota; Metazoa; Chordata; Amphibia; Anura; Bombinatoridae
Exons: 9
Coding region: 90-746 (218 amino acids)
Source: RefSeq, a predicted model, not a curated record